AUGAAAUAUUAAAAGAAAUCAUAAUUGAUUGAUAGUUAUGUAUUUUAUAGAGCACAGAUUAAAUUAUAAUUCUAAUAAAAUUUCAUAAAUAAUAAAUAUUUCAUCUACUUAUUAUAUUACUGCUUUUUAAUUUGCUACUAUAAUUAGAAAUUAAGGUAAAAAAGCAUUAAUUAUCUUUUUUUAAUUAUUUUUCUAUCUAUUUAUGAAAUUUAUAUAUAAAUAUAUAAAGUGUUUGCAAUCACUAUAAAUUUUAUAUAUCUAUUUAUCUAUCGAAAAUAAAGAAAACAUUUUUUAAUUCGGAUAAUUGAUAGUAAUUUCAUAUCAUAUCAAAGUUUGUCUGAGAUCACAGAGUAAGGAUUAAAUAAAAAUUUGAAAAAAGCAUAAGAUCCCUAAAGGCACAUAUAAUUUAAACAGUUAGGUUAAAUGAUAGAAAAUUAUAACUAGUUAUCGUAAUUAGCUAAUAAUGAAUAGAAUUGUAGAAAUUCAGAAAUACCAAUAAUUACAAAUUUAGUUGGUCGUUUAUAAAAGAGUAAUGCACUAAAAAACUCAGUUGAAGAAAAUGAUGAAAGUUGGGAUUUCGAUUUUUAUAGUGUUAACUAAACUACUAUUUAAGAUUAAAUGUAAUUGCAACUCUUAAAUGAAAGUUUUAGUUUAAAUAUGGAUACUAAUAAAAUUAAUAAUUGUUUCAUAUAUAAGCACCAAAGAACAUUUUCAUCAUAAAUAGAAUAGCAAAAUAAAAAACCUAAAAUUUCUUAAUAAGCUAUUUUAUAGACAGUAAUAGCAAUUAUAAUAAAUGUUUUUGUUUCUGGUUUUAAAGGUACCGCAUUUUUAAUGAUAGAUAUUAGAGAUUCUGAAGAUGAAACUUAAACGGGAGGUUUUAUAUUACGGGCCUUCUGGCGACAAAUAUUAGCAUCAAUAUUUUUUAUACCAUUAAUUUAUCAAGAAUAUGACAAGGAAAAAAAAGAAGAAAUAAAGGAAAUGAGACUUUAUCAAAUUGAGCAUAUUUUUAAUAGACAAUAUUUAAAAACAAUUAUUUUUUGCUCAUUUUUUUCUGCAGUAUGGCUUAGCACUAUGGUAUACAGUGUUUUCCAUAUUUCUAUUGCAAAUGUCUAUAUCUUCAAUAAUAGUUAUCCUUUAUUCCUUGUAAUUUAUAAAAUAUUGUAGUACUAUACUCCUAAAGAAGAAAAAGUGUAAUAACAAUCAAUAAACAAAUUUGAAAUAUUUGGCACUCUUUUAUUUGUCACAGUAUUAUUUCUAUUUGCUUUUGAAGGCGAGAGUGUUUUUUAUCCUUAUCUUAUUUCCCUUUUAGGGGCUAUAUCUGCUUCUAUUUAUUACACAUACAAAAAAAAUAUUAGAUACGAAUAUCCUUAGAUGCUAGCUAUUUUUUUAUUCUCUGCUUUUGCUACAAUUAUAUUUGGAGUAUACAGCUUGAUUUUUGAAGAUUCUACUUUGGAUAUGAAUACAAGUCAUGGUUUAUUUGGUGUUUUCUCUUUUAAAUGGAUAUUCUUAAAUACUUUUAUCAGCUUUAUAACUGGAGUAGUAAAUAUGAAGGUAUUCUCUUUUAUUAGCUAAUAGCUUAAAACUCUUUAUAUAGAUAUACUAAUCGCAUUUGAACCUUUUACUGCUAUGAUUCUGGCUUAUUUUUUAGGAUAUCAAGAUUUCUUCUCUUAUAACUCAUUUAAAAUAUAUAUCUUCUACAUUAUAGCUCAUAUACUUUUAGCAAAAGGAAAAAGUGAGUCUCAAAUAUAACAAAUUCAUUUAUUAGAUGAAGAUAGUAUAGUAUUAAACUCAAACUAUUACAGUAGAUAUUCUCAUUAUAAUUUCUAAAAUUAAAAUAUUGUUGGUUUAACUCAAAAUGACAAAAACUCAUAUUUUCCGCCUAGUGUAUUUACUUCAGGAGCAGAAACUUAUAAAAAUUCUAACUUGAAUUUAAUUACUGGCAGUAAAACUUAGAUAAAUUGA
Molecule: messenger RNA, 1962 nt
Organism: Tetrahymena thermophila SB210
Lineage: Eukaryota; Ciliophora; Oligohymenophorea; Hymenostomatida; Tetrahymenidae
Product: transmembrane protein, putative
Exons: 2
Source: RefSeq, a predicted model, not a curated record